GGCCCCUCCCCGCGGGCGGGCGCUCGGGCGGGGCCGCGGGGACCAUGGCGGCCCUGGCGGUGGCUGUGGUGACGGUGGUGGCAGCGGGCCGGGCCGGGCGGGCGGCGGAGGAGAAGGCGGCGGCUUAGCGGGCUCGGCAUGGCCCCGGCCCGGCUGUCGCUGCUGCCCCCGCUGCUGCUGCUGGUGGUCGCGGCCUGCGCCUGGCGGCCGGCGCGGGGCCAGGAGGCGCCGCAGAGCCCGGACUGGCGGAUGACGCUGAAGACGAUCCGCAAUGGCGUGCACAAGAUCGACAUGUACCUGAACGCGGCCCUGGACCUGCUGGGCGGCGAGGACGGGCUCUGCCAGUACAAGUGCAGCGACGGAUCAAGACCUGUUCCUCGCUAUGGAUAUAAACCAUCACCACCAAAUGGCUGUGGAUCCCCUCUAUUUGGAGUUCAGUUUGACAUCGGUAUCCCUUCAAUGACAAGGUGCUGCAAUCACCACGACAGAUGCUAUGAUACUUGUGGCAAUAAAAAAAAUGAUUGUGAUGAGCAGUUUCAGACCUGCCUCUCAAAAAUUUGCAGAGAUGUGCAGAAAACGCUUGGAAUCUCAGAGAGUGUCCAGGCUUGUGAAUCAACUGUUCAGCUGCUGUUUGAUGCAGUCAUACAUUUAGGAUGCAAGCCAUACCUGGACAGCCAGAGAGCUGCUUGCAUGUGUCAUUAUGAGGGCAAGACAGAUCUCUGAGAGAAGACACUGAGAUCUUGUGGGGUACCAUAAAGCUGAAGAUCCAGCCAAAAGGAAGCAAGGCUUUGGUUACAAAUCUUUAAGCUUUUCAGACAGUGAUACAUUAAACACUGACACGAAUUUACUGAUUUGAAGAUCACUAUGAUAUUCUCAUUCAUGUAAAAAAGAAACAAGUCGUCCUUCUCUCCAUUUUAUGCCAGAAGCUUGGGAACUGAAAUUGCUUUCCUUUGGUGUAUGUUCACCUGUAUGUGCUGUUGUAAAAUGCUGGUGCCAUUUUAAUGUUCCCAAGAAGACUCCAUAGUGGGGACAUCGGAGGCACCAAGGAGUUAUAUUGAAUUCUCAGGUGAUUUUUAAUACAGGUCAAAUUUUAGGUUUACUAGCAGCUGAAGCAUCUGAUGGGUCCAGCAGGAGAGUGUGUGUGUACCAGUAUGAGACAUCUUUCAUAGCCUGUACCUGGUGUUUCUGCUGCAGUUGCCUUGAGUUCUCUCUCAUGUGUGUGGCCCUGCAGGUUUGUUGUUAAAAAACCAGGAAAACGCCCAAGCCAGUGUACAUGCACUACAUAUUUCUACCUGAUUCUAUAUCAAUGCCUUACUUCUGCAGCACUUUUCAGAUCAAAUACGUUGAUCCUUUUAAGGGCUGUCCAGUAAAAUGAACGGUUUGCAGCCUAAGGAUAUACUUUUGAUUUGACAGAAUGGUGAAAUGUAGUUUCUAUGUUAUUUUUUAAAAAUUCAUCAAAUGUCUGUUUUUGAAUAAAACAUUUUAUGUUGUGUAUUAUAUGCACAGAAAGGAUAUAUGUACAAAUAUGUUGAUUUAUAUUUCUGUUGUGGCACAACUUGGCUACUGUAUUCAUCUUUGCUUUCAUUUAGUCUGUACUGAUGAAAACUAAAAGCAAGUUCCACAGUUAAGAUCAGAGUGCCCAAAAAAACUUAUUUAAGAUGCCCUCUGUGAGGCUGAUGGAUAUAUGAGCCUGUACUUCUGUCACUUGUUCCCUCUCUGACUUCUCUAAGUAAAAUCAUCUGAUGUCUGAAUUAUUUGGUGUUUGCUCUCUGUACUUGUUGCUUACCUACAGGUGUCAGUCCUUAGUUAACUUCUGCAUUAGGUCCUCUGUUAGAAAGAUAAUGAUUUGCUUUCAUUAAAAAGCAAUUUGCUUUAAAUAUUCACAGGAGAGGAAUGAAAAUUACAAUAUUGCAUAUGUGAACAGGCAAUAGAAAUUAAAUGCAUAAAAUUCACUGGACUCAUAGACUAUAAUGUGAUCUAAUUUUGUGUGGUUUCUUUACCUGUUGUGUUUUUGGUUUGUUUCUCACUAGAGCUUAGUGUACAUGACAGUGAAUGUAAGGGCUUCAUAAACAAAAAUUUCUGUUAAAGUUCUUUGGUUGUGCCUCAAGGUUUCUUUUCUUAUUUGUGGAUAUGAAAUAGCACUAAAAGAGAAGCAUUAUUGUAUAGCUUUAUGAAACUUUGCUAGAUGAACUUGUACUUCCCCUAACUUCGGUGACAUUUAUUUUCUACCAUAGAAUUGAAACAAUUCUGCAUUACCCUGGAAUUCCAUGGUUGUAACCCUAAAAAUCUUUUUGACAUUAAAGCAGGGAAUGUUAA
Molecule: messenger RNA, 2316 nt
Organism: Pyrgilauda ruficollis (rufous-necked snowfinch)
Lineage: Eukaryota; Metazoa; Chordata; Aves; Passeriformes; Passeridae
Gene: PLA2G12A
Product: phospholipase A2 group XIIA
Exons: 4
Coding region: 139-723 (194 amino acids)
Biological process (GO): lipid catabolic process; phospholipid metabolic process; arachidonate secretion
Cellular component (GO): extracellular region
Molecular function (GO): A2-type glycerophospholipase activity; calcium ion binding
Source: RefSeq, a predicted model, not a curated record